UGGUGGUUUCGUGUGUUUUUGGUGUGGUUUUACCGUGAGUGAGAAUUUUGCAAAUUUCCGAAAUUGUGUUGUUCACUCAACAUUGUGUCGCACUUGUGGGUUUUGGGAGUAGGGUGAUGAAGCUUUGUGAAAUGAAAGGUUUUCUGCCAAGUAGUUCUAGAGGGAUUGUGUCAAACAUAGAUUUAUGCAGCGUUGAGCUGCAGGUCUCUGAUCGGAACUGUGAAAUUGGCUUUUGCCAGUUUUAGGAGAUUUUCAUUUUUAUUUUUAUUUUUUGUUUUUUAAAUUUUUGUGAGGGGGUGUAAUGGUCGACCGUCUGUGUGAUGAGUCGCACGGGAAGACUCUUGAGUGUGGACUAAUGUUUGACCUUGGUAGCCGAUGAUGACUUGACUUCCAAGCCUUUCAGUUCGUAUAUUUUUUGAGACUGCAAUACUCAGAAGCCACCAGUGGGCGGAGAGAUGGAGGCGGAUCCCCUGGUAAUGGAGACCACACAAGACAGGCGGAUGCGCAUCGUGAAUGCACAUUUGCAGAUGAGGGCCUCAGAGGAGCGUCCACAACUGGAGAAUCAACCAACGGCUGCCGAAUAUAUCGUAGAGGAAGUAUACAGUGUAAAGCUGCCGGAGAAAUUGAGCACGGGAAAGUGGAACGUUCACAGAUCAGUGCUGAGCCCCCUUGAGCUCAUGGAUCAUUGGCCUGAACACCCAGAGAUUAGAACUCUGCACGACAACUUUGUGUACGCGAAGGGGGCCUUUGCAGAGAACAAAUGUAUGGGAACUCGUAUCCGAGAGGAUGGUACAAUUGGCGAGUAUAGGUGGAUGACUUAUGGAGAGGUAGGAACGGCACGCACUGCGAUUGGAUCAGGUCUUGUUCAGCAUGGUAUCCCUAAGGGUUCAUGUGUUGGAAUAUACAUGAUCAAUCGAGCAGAAUGGGUCAUCUCAGAACUAGCAUGUGUCGCUUAUUCCUAUGUGUCUGUUCCACUUUAUGACACUCUUGGAGCUGAUGCUGUGACAUACAUUGUCAACCAUGCUGAAGUCGCUGCUGUGUUUUGUACCCCAGACAAAUUGCAGACUUUACUGAGUUGUCUUGCGGAACUGCCAAGUUUACGGCUCAUUGUGGUUGUGGGAGGUGCUGAGAAUUUAGUGCCUUCACUCCCACCCCAGUCAGGGGUUGAAAUUAUGCCUUACUCUCGACUCGAAGCUCAGGGUAAAGCAGAUCAGCGAGCAUUUGUGGCACCAAAGCCACAUGAUCUAGCUACUAUAUGUUACACAAGUGGUACUACUGGUGUUCCCAAGGGAGCAAUGAUAUCUCACCACAACCUUGUCGCAAGCGCUGCUGGGAGUAGCCAAUCUACACCUAUCUACCCCUCUGACGUGCAUAUCUCGUAUCUGCCACUUGCUCAUAUUUACGAGAGGAUGAACAUGCUUGUCAUGCUGCAUCAUGGUGUGGCAGUUGGUUUCUAUCAAGGAGAUAUUUUGAAGCUAAUGGAUGAUAUGGAAACCUUGAAACCUACAAUAUUCGCCAGUGUACCACGUCUUUAUAAUCGCAUUUAUGAUAAAAUCACGGGAACAGUGAAGGCUUCAGGUGGACUACGUGAGAAGCUGUUUAACGUUGCCUACAAUGCAAAGAAACAAGCACUUGAGAAGGGAAAAUCUCCUUCACCCAUGUGGGACCGGUUGGUUUUUAACAAAGUGAAGGCAGCUCUUGGGGGACGAGUUCGUAUCAUCUUGUCAGGCGCAUCACCAAUAUCCCCAGAUGUUCUGGACUUCUUAAGAAUUUGUUUUGGUGGUUUUGUUUCUGAAGGCUAUGGAAUGACGGAAACGUCGUGCCUGAUUGCUGGCUCUCAACGCGGAGACAACACAUCUGGGCACGUUGGAGCCCCAAGCCCAUCUUGCGAGGUUAAGCUUGCUGAUGUUCCGGAGAUGGAAUACACUAACGACGACAAACCUUACCCGCGAGGAGAAAUCUGUGUUCGAGGCCCCACAUUGUUCAAAGGCUACUACAAAGAUGAAGUUCAAACACGGGAGAUUUUUGAUGAAGAGGGCUGGUUACAUACUGGUGAUAUUGGGUGUUGGUUGCCAGGUGGUCGGCUCAAAAUCAUCGACAGGAAGAAGAAUAUCUUUAAGUUGGCUCAAGGAGAGUACAUUGCCCCGGAGAAGAUCGAGAAUGUCUACCUUCGCAGUCGUUUCAUAACACAGUGUUACAUACAUGGUGAUAGUUUCAACUCGAGUCUUGUGGCAGUUGCUGUCGUUGAUCCAGAGACUCUGUCUGCCUGGGCAAAAUCGAGGGGUAUGAAGCACUCAGAUGAUUUGAAGCGGCUAUGUGAUGAUCCUGUUGUACGAGUGGCUGUGCUUGCGGAUAUGAAUACUGUCGGUCGCGAAGCACAGUUGCGAGGUUUUGAGUUUGCCAAAGCUGUGACGUUGAUUCCUGAACCAUUCUCAAUAGAAAAUGGAUUGCUUACACCCACGCUCAAGGUGAAGCGACCCCAAGCUAAGGCUCGCUUUGCAACGGCCAUUGCAGAAAUGUAUUCUGAGAUUGCAGCUAAGGAGGAAUCUCACCUGCCGUUGCGAUCCAGCAAGUUGUAAAUAUUCUUUUGCGCCACGUUUCCCAAUACUGUUGGAUCUCAAGUGCCUUCAGACAGAAUGUGAGGCAAUAGUUCGUUCUUUGAAGAACUCUCAAUUCGGACUUGUACGUACGCUAUUGAAAUUUAUCUUUGUCAAAUGAAUACUAGAAGACUUUCAAUCUGCGUUGCAUUGGUACCCACCCAGGCUCAUGAAGUUUGCGCCGUAAUAAAUCCAAGAAAAUGUAUUGGUUCUGGCUA
Messenger RNA from Physcomitrium patens, 2815 nucleotides. Its product is annotated as long chain acyl-CoA synthetase 6, peroxisomal. Gene Ontology annotation, molecular function: long-chain fatty acid-CoA ligase activity. Gene Ontology annotation, biological process: fatty acid metabolic process. Lineage: Eukaryota; Viridiplantae; Streptophyta; Bryopsida; Funariales; Funariaceae. The record is from RefSeq and is a predicted model, not a curated record. Gene Ontology annotation, cellular component: membrane; endoplasmic reticulum.